Molecule: messenger RNA, 1829 nt
Organism: Histoplasma capsulatum G186AR
Lineage: Eukaryota; Fungi; Ascomycota; Eurotiomycetes; Onygenales; Ajellomycetaceae
Product: vacuolar Zn-iron permease
Exons: 3
Coding region: 4-1461 (485 amino acids)
Biological process (GO): zinc ion transmembrane transport
Cellular component (GO): membrane
Molecular function (GO): zinc ion transmembrane transporter activity
Source: RefSeq, a predicted model, not a curated record
AAAAUGGGCCUGGAUAAUGAUACCCGGGGGUGGGUGAUGAGCUGUGUCAGUGGCAUUGCUUGCGUGCUUGGGUCGAGCAUUAUCUGUGUGGAUGUCAUUGCGAGGAACUGCUUUGGGUUGAAGAACUUCAAAAUCUCAGAUAGCAAUGUAUUUCUGUCUGCCUCGCUGAGUCUAAGCGCAGGAGUGUUGCUUUUCAGCUCUCUCUACAGCGUGUUGCCAACGUCCAAAGAUUAUUUUGUUAAAGCUGGACUCUCUUCUAGCGCAGCCGCCUCCGCUUUGAUCGGACUUUUUCUAGCAGGGAUGGUUAUCAUACAGCUCGUUUCGUCAUUCAUCCACCGUCAUAUCCCGUCUCGUGUGGUUGAUUGUAUGCACACGCAUGAACACUUUCUAAAAGGGCCUGGAGCAGCAAAUGGGAGCACAGAAGAGACUCAACAUCACCAUUCUCAGCCAAAUCCAGCUUUGAAACCUUUGACCACCGUUCCCACUGAACAUUCGUCAUUGCUUCCUUCCAACGCCGGAUCCGAAGUGCCGUCCACCCACCGAACAUCAGUUCAAAACUCAAAAUUACCAGUCGUUUCCCGUAUAAAAUGCAAACUCAGCUCUCUUGUCCCUGGGAACAAGCCAUUCUGCGACCAGGACGGCACCUGCUAUGGUAUCUCCCACGUAUGUGGAGAGGAAUGUGCCAAAAUUAUAACUCAGCGGCAUCCAAAAGAAGUGGCAUCCAGAGAUAGUAUUACUAUCAGCCCGCAAACACUUGAAGCGGGCUGUGGUGCUUCGAAUCACCAACUUCCCUCCCGCUCGGCAUCAGGCAUACACCAAUCAAGACCCGUUUCAAGAGACGGAGAUACAUCUCUUGACAUCCGCCAGGUCCGCGGCCACGUUGACGACCGUGCUUUGCUAUCAUCCCACUCUCUGGAUUCAUUCACCCACCAUCACCACGUCCCGCAAAAUGCGUUCCUAGCCAUUGGCGUCCAAACAUCCCUCGCAAUAGCCCUUCACAAACUCCCUGAGGGCUUCAUCACGUACGCCACUAACCAUGCAAAUCCAACCCUAGGAUUCUCAAUCUUCAUGGCCCUUUUCAUCCACAACAUCACCGAGGGAUUUGCAAUGACGCUCCCUCUCUACCUAGCCCUCCACUCGAGAUUGAAAGCCAUGCUCUGGUCCAGCUUGCUAGGCGGCGUCAGCCAACCAGCCGGCGCUGGUCUUGCAGCGUUAUGGAUAUGGGGCGCCGGCAAAGCAGCUAAUGGUGGCGGAAUCAGUGCUGCUACUGGUGCUAAUCCUAAUAAUAUCUCGUGGGCUGUGUAUGGGGGCAUGUUUGCGGCCACGGCGGGCGUGAUGACGAGUGUUGCGCUCCAGCUUUUCUCCGAGGGGUUGGUGUUGUCGCAUAAUCGGUCUCUCUGUGUCGGGUUCGCCUUUUUAGGAAUGGGGAUUUUAGGCUUCAGUUACGCGUUAACCGGAUGAAUAAAAGGAUUGAGGGCGACGAGAGAGGCGAAAUGGUCGAAUCAACUUGCUCGCUGACUUCUCACUUAUUGGGAGACAUGGUUCAUGAUUUUCAUUUCCUUCUCUCUUUCUCUCUUGCUGUUUCUCCCCGUCAUUGUUGUUUUACCUUGCUUUGCAUACCACCUUAUCAUGAUCUGGCUGAUGAUGUCCUUAUUGUUCUUUCUGGCAUUUUUGGGUCGUUUGGGUUCAUGAGUCACAACCCCAUUUUCUAUAUAGACUUGUUGGUUGGUACGGAAUCCUGGUUCCGUGUUCAGUUUGUUCUCAUCAUUUCAUAUUUAACCUUUUAAUUUUCUCCAUUAGAAAUUUACAAUUCGGGUUUGCUUACUAUU